Sphenostylis stenocarpa is the source of this 1413-nucleotide messenger RNA. NCBI's taxonomy places the organism in Eukaryota, Viridiplantae, Streptophyta, Magnoliopsida, Fabales, Fabaceae. The record is from the annotation of a GenBank genome assembly.
AUGUGUGUUGUGGAAAAGCAGGUUGAUAGUGCAAACAGGAAGGGCAUAUUAUUGGAGAUGGUCCAAGUGCUGACAGAUCUUGAUCUCAUCAUUUCCAAAUCAUAUAUUUCCUCUGAUGGUGGAUGGUUUAUGGACGGUCAGUGUCUCCCUCUUGAGUCCCUGUUCCAUGUGACUGAUAAAGCUGGCAAGAAGCUCACAGACGAAACCCUCAUGCUCCACAUCCAGCAGGAACUGUGCGCAACAAGAAGAAAAGGGGAGAAGGGAAGAGAAACAGAAGUGGGCAGUGAGAAAGGAGGAGAGGAAGAGAAGGAGGGAAGGGAGAUGACAGCGUUGGAGAUGAGUGGGAUGGACCGAGCCGGCCUACUAUCAGAGCUAUCAAGAGUGUUGGUAGAGUUGGGCUGCGUCGUUACCUCUGCAACGGCAUGGACCCACAACGACAGGGUGGCCUGUAUUAUAUUCGUGGAAGAAGCGUCGGAAGCUGGGCCCAUACGCGACCCAAAACGGUUGGGCCUAGUGGAGGAGAAGCUGGAAAAGGUUGUGGCGGCCCAUAGCAGAAGGGGAGAGAGGAAGAGAGUGAGGGUGACGAAAUUGGGGGCGGGGCACACCCACAGGGAGCGGCGGCUACACCAGCUGAUGUAUGCGGACAGAGAUUACGAGAGUUGCCACGCGUGUGACGGGGACAGUAGCGGGGAGCACAAGAAGGGCUGUGAUGGGACCCACGUGUCUGUCGGUAUAUGCGAGGACAAAGGGUACUUGGUCGUUUACGUCAGGAGCAGGGACCGUCCUAAGCUCUUGUUCGACACCGUGUGCGUGUUAACGGACAUGCAGUAUGUGGUGUUUCACGCCGCCAUUACUUCCAAGAGAUCCAUGGCUCAUCAGGAGUACUACAUAAGACAGAGCACGGGUAGUUCGGUUUUGCCCAGUGAAAGCGAUAAGCAAAAACUCACCCUAUGCUUAAUCGCCGCAGUUGAGCGCAGAGUCUCGCAUGGAUUGAGGGUAGAUAUUGGAACUGAAAAUAGAAUGGGACUACUAUCGAGUGUGACGCGGGUGUUUCGUGAAAAUGGGUUAUCCAUAUCAAGGAUUGAGAUUGGAACAGAGAGAGGAAAAGCGGUUGGAUCAUUCUUUGUCACAGAUUGUGCGGGUGAAGAAGUUAAGCCAAAUAUCGUGGAAUUGGUGAGACAAGAGACUGGUGGAUCCGUAGUCAUUGAUCACAACAACUCACCUCAUAGGCUACAUCAAUCAUCGUCUUCUUCGGUUAUACACAAAACCAAGGACAGUGUGGAAGCGAAGCCAAGACUCUCUCUCGGAAGCUUACUAUGGUCUCGAUUAGAACGCCUUUCCACCGGCAUGCUUACAAAAACAAUAUGCAACUACCAUCGAGGCUGUAACAUGUCAACAUACCUAAUCCAGUAA